AUGUAUGCGCCCACGCCGCCCGCGCCGCGACGGGACUUCAUCUCCGUGACGCUGAGCCUUGACCAGAGCGUCGACGGCAGCAAGACCCGGCGGCGCCGCUCGUGCUGGCGGACAUGGAAGCAGCUGUCCAGGCUCCAGCGGAACGUGAUCCUCCUCUUCCUGGCCUUCCUGCUGUGCUGUGGGCUCCUGUCCUACCUCAGCGUGGCCGACCCGUGGCCAGCCCCGCAUGGCAGGCCGGCGGAGGAGAAGGGGAGGCCCGCACACCCGCCCGUCUUGCCGGCUCCUCGGAAGGCAGAUGCCGACCCGGGACAGGGCCCGCGGCCGCCGCCUCAGAAGCCCCACAGGCACGGGCGGCGGGGCCCCCCCGACCUGCAGAUCAGAGCACCCCGCAGAGACGCGGAGGACGGGCGGCAGGAGGACGGCAGGAGGGACCAGGCGGCGGCGGAGGCUCUGCAGGGAGAAAGCCCGCCCAGGACGGUCGUCAGCUGGCGGGGAGCAGUGAUAGAGCCGGAGCCGGGCACUGAGGCUCCUUCCCGGAAGGCGGAGGCCCCCGACCGGCCCUCCCUGCAGGCCCCCAGGAUUCAGAACCAACGAGCCGCCCCUAACGAGCGCCAGCGGGCCGUCAUCGACGCCUUCCGCCACGCGUGGGCCGGGUACCGCAAGUUCGCCUGGGGCCACGACGAGCUGAAGCCCGUGUCCAAGUCCUUCAGCGAGUGGUUCGGCCUCGGCCUCACGCUGGUCGACGCCCUGGACACCAUGUGGAUCCUGGGUCUGAAGAAAGAGUUUGGAGAAGCCAGGCGGUGGGUGUCCACGAAGUUGCAGUUUCAGAAGGACGUGGACGUGAACCUGUUUGAGAGCACCAUCCGCAUCCUGGGGGGCCUGCUGAGUACCUACCACCUGACGGGGGACGCCCUCUUCCUGCAGAAAGCCGAAGACUUUGGGAACCGGCUGAUGCCGGCGUUCCGGACGCCCUCCAAGAUCCCGUACUCGGACGUGAACAUCGGCACCGGCGUGGCCCACCCGCCCUGGUGGACCUCGGACAGCACGGUGGCCGAGGUGACGAGCAUCCAGCUGGAGUUCCGCGAGCUCUCGCGCCUCACGGGCGACAAGAAGUUCCAGGAGGCCGCGGAGGAGGUGAGCCGGCGCGUGCACGACCUGUCGGGGAAGAAGGACGGGCUGGUGCCCAUGUUCAUCAACACGCACAGCGGCCUCUUCACGCACGGCGGCGUGUUCACGCUGGGCGCCCGGGCCGACAGCUACUACGAGUACCUGCUGAAGCAGUGGAUCCAGGGCCGGCGGCAGGACGCGCGGUUGCGGGACGACUACCUGGAGGCCAUCGAGGGCGUCAGGAGGCACCUGCUGCACCGCUCGGAGCCCAGCAAGCUCACCUUCGUCGGGGAGCUCGCCCACGGCCGCUUCAGCGCCAAGAUGGACCACCUGGUGUGCUUCCUGCCGGGGACGCUGGCCCUGGGCGCGCACUACGGGCUGCCCGCUGACCACAUGGAGCUGGCCCGCGCGCUCAUGGAGACCUGCUACCAGAUGAACCGGCAGAUGGCGACGGGGCUGAGUCCCGAGAUCGCGCACUUCAGCCUGCACGCGCAGAAGGACCAGAAGGAUGUGCAGGUCAAGCCGGCCGACAGGCACAACCUGCUGCGGCCUGAGACGGUGGAGAGCCUCUUCUACCUGCACCGCCUCACCGGGGACCGCAAGUACCAGGACUGGGGCUGGGAGAUCCUGCAGAGCUUCAACACCUACACGCGGGUGCCCUCGGGCGGCUACUCCUCUAUCAGCAACGUCCAGGACCCGCACAACCCGCAGCCCAGGGACAAGAUGGAGAGCUUCUUCCUCGGGGAGACGCUCAAGUACCUGUUCCUGCUCUUCUCCGACGACAUAGACCUGCUCAGCCUGGACGCCUACGUGUUCAACACCGAGGCCCACCCGCUGCCCAUCUGGGGCCCCGCGUAG
Molecule: messenger RNA, 1965 nt
Organism: Pipistrellus nathusii (Nathusius's pipistrelle)
Lineage: Eukaryota; Metazoa; Chordata; Mammalia; Chiroptera; Vespertilionidae
Source: the annotation of a GenBank genome assembly